GUUCUCGUCUUCAGCUUGUCUCCAUCACAGCAUGCAUUACAGGACGGUCCUGAUGCACACUGAAAUGGUGUGUUUUAUAGUGUGUGUGUGCGGCUGGCUGCUGGUCUGCUCCACCGUGCCCACUGAGUGCUGGGCGUACUCUGAGGUGCACACUUCAGUGCUCACUUCCUCUCACUACUACUCCAACCUGUGGAAGGACUGUCUCUCCGACUCCACCGGCGUCUCCGACUGCAAAGUCUUCCCCACAUUUCUGGCUCUGCGCACGUACAUUCACGUGUGCCGAUCCUUCCUCUUCAUAUCCAUACUCCUGGGGAUAUUCGGUUCCAUUCUGGCUUUAGUGGGGAUGAAGUGCACCAAACUCGGAGGAUCUGAAACUGUCAAUGCCAAAGUCACCUUCGCUGGAGGGAUCAAUUACCUGACGUCAGGCCUCUGCGGGAUGUUCGCCUACAGCUGGUACGGCCACAGGGUUGUUUCUGAGUUCAAGGACCCAGCUUACGUAGGAAAGAGGUAUGAACUGGGACCGGCUCUGUUUGUGGGAUGGGGAGGAUCGGCUCUGCUGAUACUGGGAGGACUGGUGUUCAGCUUUACUGCAGGAAAUGAAGGAUUCCAGUCAAGGACAGUGAAGCGCUCGUCUCCGCUCUCAGGAGAAAAGCAGAUCAUCCUGAGCUCUUCCUCAUCCUCAUCCUCAGACAAGCAGAAGUCCAGCAGAGCGGCGUAUGGACUCGACGCUUAUGUCUGAACUGAUGAUGAUGAUUAAUGUUCUUUAGUAGUGGAGUAAAGCAGACAGUAAGCUGUUCAGCAGUGGGGUGAAGAUUAGUGUUAGGUAUUGUCAUACAUUAGGAUACUCCUUUAUAAAGUUGCAUUAGCUCCUCUUCAUGGUCAGUAAUGUGGUACAGUACUGUUCCUCCCCUUUGCUGACUCUUGAUCUUUCAGAAAUUGCAGGGUUUCUUCUUAUUGUUUACCAGAGGAGUUUUGCAAUAAACACACUGAAUAACCCCUAGUCACCUUUAAAACACAUCAGUGAUAAUAAUAAUGUAAGAUCAUCUGAUCUUCUGAGAGCUCUACAUGCUGUAUAUGCAGAUUAAUGACAGUGUAAAGCAGUGUGCUUGCUAGAGGUGUUUUUGGAUGUGCAGUCAGGGAUGGCUUUGUAAUCUGCUAGUGAUGGACCGCUCUUGAUGAUUCCGGUUCUCUCUUUGUGUUUUGUUUUUAAAGCAAAUUGUCGGAUUCUAAUAGAUUUCCAUCUACACCCCCCCCCCCCCGUUUUAUUUAAAGCUAGAAUCUGUCAGCUCUAAUCUGAGCACAUGUAUAAACGUGUCUC
Danio aesculapii is the source of this 1318-nucleotide messenger RNA. It is a transcript of the gene cldn10c, whose product is annotated as claudin 10c. The record is from RefSeq and is a predicted model, not a curated record. Gene Ontology annotation, molecular function: structural molecule activity. Gene Ontology annotation, biological process: cell adhesion; bicellular tight junction assembly. The transcript has 5 exons. NCBI's taxonomy places the organism in Eukaryota, Metazoa, Chordata, Actinopteri, Cypriniformes, Danionidae. Bases 32 to 739 code for a protein of 235 amino acids. Gene Ontology annotation, cellular component: bicellular tight junction; plasma membrane.